Molecule: messenger RNA, 1292 nt
Organism: Gracilinanus agilis (Agile Gracile Mouse Opossum)
Lineage: Eukaryota; Metazoa; Chordata; Mammalia; Didelphimorphia; Didelphidae
Product: receptor tyrosine-protein kinase erbB-3-like
Exons: 5
Coding region: 747-1202 (151 amino acids)
Source: RefSeq, a predicted model, not a curated record
CCAGUGAGGUCACUGUCUGAGCCUAGGGCUUGAAGGGGGAGCAGGAGGAGGCUGGGGAAGGGGUGGGGGCUGCCCCCUUCUCUUGGACAGAAUCAACUCAUUGUGGGAUGGGCUAUGGCCCUGGGUACUGCCCCCACUCCAUUUCCCCCACCCUUCCUCACCCACAUUGGACACAAUGGGGGCUGUGUCUGGCCCCAAAGGGACCUUUAUUUCAAGGACCCUGGGGCAUAAGGGGGGGGGGUGAUAAAGAGUUGGGUGCCCCUAGAAGGAGGAGCAGAAAUGUAAUUCUCCUUUCCUUCCUCACCCUCCCCACAUGGAAAAACUAGCUACCUGGAAAAAAAAAAAAAGAAUCUGAAAUAACAGAGGGUUUGGCCUGGUUAACCCCUUACUCCUUAUACCUCACGGGUAAGAUCUCCCAAUGUCUAUUGCCCCCUCCUCCAAUAAUUUUGAAUGUAUGAAAGUCCAAUAUCCAUCUGCCUUCUCCUGCCCUGUAUUUUCUGCCCCUGCCAUUCCUCCAAAGGACCAGGGCAAACAAGACAAGGUUCAUCUAGGCCACAUCUGACUCUCACCAGAACCCUUACUCUAGACAAAGUAAAAAGUGCUGCAUGAGGCUCCCCAAAUCCUGAGCCCUUCUCCUUCUCCUCCUAACAGUAUGCUCAGGGACCCUCAAUGGACUGAGUGUGACCGGUGAUGCUGAAAACCAGUACCAGACACUGUACAAGCUGUAUGAUCGAUGUGAGGUGGUGAUGGGAAACCUGGAAAUUGUGCUUACAGGACAUAGCCCUGACCUCUCCUUCCUGCAGUGGAUCCGGGAGGUAACAGGAUAUGUUCUAAUUGCGAUGAAUGAGUUCUCUACUCUGCCACUCCCCAACCUUCGUGUGGUACGGGGGACCCAAGUCUAUGAUGGGAAGUUUGCCAUCUUUGUCAUGCUCAACUACAACACCAACUCCAGCCAUGCCCUACGCCAGCUCCGCCUCAAUCAGCUCACAGAGAUCCUGGCUGGGGGUGUUUACAUCGAAAGAAAUGAUAAACUUUGUCACAUGGACACAAUUGACUGGAGAGACAUUGUGAGGGACCCACAGGCUGAGAUUGUGGUCAAGGAUAAUGGCAAAAACUGCCCCCCUUGUCAUGAGUCCUGUGGGGGGAAAUGCUGGGGUCCUGGACCAGAAGACUGCCAGACACUAGGGGCUUCUCACUGCUGAUCAUGAAAAAUGUGAAUGUGACAUCCUUGGGCCUGAGGUCCCUGAAAGAAGUCAGUGCUGGGCGUGUCUAUAUCAGUGCCAACCGGCAGC